Molecule: messenger RNA, 1341 nt
Organism: Orbilia oligospora ATCC 24927
Lineage: Eukaryota; Fungi; Ascomycota; Orbiliomycetes; Orbiliales; Orbiliaceae
Exons: 4
Coding region: 1-1341 (446 amino acids)
Molecular function (GO): O-methyltransferase activity
Source: RefSeq, a predicted model, not a curated record
AUGUCUCCGACACCCGCUAUGAUCAAAGCUCCAAUCCUUCGUCCCAGGAUCUCCGAAGUAGCGGCGGAGAUUGCUAAAAACGCCAAAAUCCUCGAGGAUUAUAUUAUGUCCCAGGGCCUCCCAUACCCAUCAUUCGCUGCAGAUGGCCCAUCAGUAUUCCCUCUGCCGCCACCAUCAACCCCGGAGAAUGAGAAGCUACACGGUGCAAGAUACCAGCUCCUAUCCACUGCUAAGUUAAUGUACGACCUAAUUGCAGGCCCGUCUGAACUAAAUCAAUGGAAUGCUCUGAAUUUUAAUGAUACUGCCUGUCUUCAGGUCAUCUAUAACUUCAAGAUUGCCCAGUUUGUCCCAGAAACUGGCGAUAUUUCGUUCAAAGACCUGGGCAGCAAAAUCAAUAUCCCGGCCACCAAACUCGGCCAGGUUCUCCGCUAUGCAAUGACAAAUCAUAUUUUCUACGAGCCCCGUGAUGGAUAUGUAGCUCACACUGCUUCAUCCUUGCUCCUCCGCGAUGAAAAUUUGCCGGCGAGUGCAUGGGUCGGUAUCUGCGUUGACGAGUUCUUCCAUGCCUCAACGAAUGUCACCAAGGCCCUUAAAACUUUUCCGCAUCAUGAAGAUAUUGAUAAAUCGGCGUUUUCAAUAUCUCCAAUGUUUAACGGCAAGGGAUACUUUGAAUAUCUGUCAACAGAUCCCGAAUUAUCAAGGCGAUUCGGUUUAUCUAUGUCCCAAUGGAGCUCGGGAAUUGGUUUUAAGGCUGAUUCUUUGAUAAAAGGGUACAAUUGGGGCAAAUUACCCAAAGGUGCUACUAUCGUUGAUGUUGGCGGUGCUACCGGCUUCGUUUGUGUCGAAGUUGCAAAGGCUUAUCCUCAUCUUAAAUUUCACAUUCAGGAUCUCUCAGCCCCUUCUCUAGAAAUAGGUCAAAGGAAUCUAGCUCGGGAUAAUCCUGAACUUGUCGGAAACUUUGAAUAUCAAGAACAUGAUUUCUUCACUCAACAGCCGGUUAACGGGGCGGAAGUCUACUUUUUCCGGUUCAUCUUGCAUGACUGGCCGGAUAAAUAUGUCCUUCAGAUCUUGGAAAAUAUAGUACCGGCUUUGAAAAAUGGAAGCAAGAUCGUGGUCAGCGAUUUCAUACUACCACCGCCCAACUCUUUGCACCCCUGGGAAGAGCGGAGAGCUAGGGCAACCGACUUUGUCAUGUUCCAGUUGUUUAACUCAUGCGAACGACGGGAGGCGGACUGGAGAAGGAUAUUCGCUGAAGUGGAUCCGAAGCUUAGACUUGACGGCUUUCAAAAGAUGGAUGGUUCUAUAUUGGGAAUCAUCGAGUGCACCUAUGUUGACGAGUAG